AAGACCUGCCACAGUAGGAACUUCAACGAGUGAACCCCGUGAGUGAGUGGUUUCGUGGCGAGGUUCCAGACUGCAUUUUUUCCCGCUUCAGCGUCAGUUACUAUGUGCAACUUGAUGUGUGCGUAUGUCCGCAAGUUCGCUCUGCUCGGAAUCUGCAUUUUAGUAGCCAGCGCGUUCUGGUGGUGCUUCUGCUGCUGCAUCUACUCCGCGAUGUUGGGCAGCCGCGAAGACGAAAGAUGGUCCUAAGAACGACCCGUAUUUUUGCAAUAAUACAAACCUGAUGUGGAACGACUCCAAAACCAAGUGUGAGAGAGAGAAAAGUGUGCGAAGUAAAUAAAAACAGGAAAAAAAAACAAAUAACACAACAACCAGCUGGAUAGUUCGAAAGAAGAUUUGCGAGAAGAGAUGUUGAUGAAGAAAUUUGCGAGUUGCUGACGGUUGUUUGCCAUCACGCCGGCGAAGAUAGCGAGUGUUGUGCCAGUGUUUUUGUUGCCAUUCUGUUUUGUAUCCUCGGUUCCGUUCGAUGCGGUUUGAAACGGAUGAAAAUUGAAUGUGAAGUUGUUACAGUUGAAGGUCGUCCGUUUUUGCCAUCGCCAUUUCCCUCAUCUCAUCGCAUUCUUGGCGCGUUUGAGCCGCGCGAAAGCAACGGGUAGAAGAAGCUGAGCCGGCAACCAGCACCAGCACCUCCACCACCGCCAUCAUCUUCAUCAUCAUCAUCAUCGACGCCAGCUCCACCGAAGUCCUACGGCGAGGUGCGCGGAGGUUCCGAUUGCAAUUUCAAAGGAUCUCAACAUCAACAUCAACACCGUAGCAGCGUGGCCGGUCACUCUUCAACCUUUCCAGCAGCAGCAGCAGCCGAUCUCCGUGAGACUGGACGGGGUACUUGUGUACUUCUGAAGUGUGCACUUUUGUGGUGCUGAAAUUUCGCUCUCCACCCCGCUAAAAGUCCUAUUAUGUGAAAUUAUUCGUACCGUUUUACUGUUGAAGAGUUUUUAGUUUUUCGGAAACUUGCUCCGUCUGUGUGCACAGUGGAUUGCAUUUCGAUUGUUCGGUGGACUUUCUUCUUCGAGUGUUGUUGUGCGGCUGUUUUUCUUUCUCGAUGUUUACACGUUUAUGAUCGCCAGCAAAGCAUCGGGAAAUAAAAUUUGCAAAAAAAAAAUAAAUUCAGCAGAAAAAAAAAGAUUGCAAAUCAGAUCUACAGCGUUUCUGUUUGUAAGAAUUCAAUUGAAUUGUUCGACGAUCGCGAAUCAAGCUUUAUUUGGUGAUUAUUUGCUCAAUGUGAAAGUGCAAUGGUGUGAACACGCGCGGAAAGGUGAAGGGUUAAGAAACAGAUGAAACCGGAGCUCUCAAUGUGAAGCAUAAAAACAGUUACUGGGAUGUACAGCUUUAUGAUUCGCUAAUGCGAUUGAAACCAACAGCUCCGGAAAAUAAAGUGAAGAAACAAAACCCGGCAGUACUCCGAACUUCAUCAGAAGCCCAACAGGAAGGAGAAGUUUUGCCACCAGGAAUCCAGUAACGCAAAGACUCGUGCGAAAAGUGGCCUAUCUGGGCAUCUUUGUCUCGCUCCCGGAUGAACGAUGUUCACACUAUCCAGGCUGCCCGAUGAAGAUGACCCAUCGCCCAAUGUUGACAACGGUAGCAACAGCAGCCACAGAAACACUACUGACAGCGAUCCCGGUAGUAGUGUCACCAGUAACCUUGACGCGGCCGGCACCUCGGUUGCCAGUCCAACCGCCUGGAAUCUCGAGCUUGACCUACAAAUGAUCGAAGAAGAGAUGCAAGUGAUCGACACGAUCGAUCAGAGCUACUGGAACGGGAAGUUCGUUCCACCACCACCACGGCCGCCGUUUCUCGAGGAAUCCAUUGCUCCCGAUGGACUGACGACCUGUGACCUGUGCAGCUGGGCCUGGCAGGACAAGGGAACCCUUUCGUUGGACGGAACAAUCAUAGAGGAAAUUUUCUCCCCACCUUCAGAUACCAAGGAGUUCAGCUGGACGUUCACGCUGGUUGUGGUAUCGCUCACAUCGGCCGUAAUCGGUGCCAUAAUCAUGAUAGUGUUUCUUAGAUGUAAAAGGAUACGAUCCAAUCAAAAUGGGAUACGAACAUUGUGCUUUGAUUCGAACAGUGCAAAAGACACUACGGGUCUGAAUUUCGAUAACCAAACUUCAAAAAAUUCCACCAACGGGUCCUGUAGCCCUCGAAGUACCAAUUCGGGAUUGUGGACGUGGUUCAGCAGUCGGAAAAACUUGUCCACACCGGAGCAGUUGGUUAAUUCACAUACGUUGCCGGUGGAGAACCAUUACACCCACAUGGAUGAUAACAACUACAAUCCGGUUCAGAUCGACGAGGCAUCCUACGCGGAAGUGGGAAACGAGAUGGGUCCAUCCGAGACUAAUUCGUAUAAAUCGAGCUCCGUGCAUCAUGGAGGCGACAACGACGUUCUCAUAAUGAAUUGUCCACUGCCAGCUAUUCCGACCGGUUCGCACAGUGGAGGAGCCAGCGGUUCGGGAAGUGCGUACUAUUCCGGUUUACUCAACAGUGCCGAUAUGCCUGGCGACGAGGACGAAGACGAGAGACCGUACGAAAUCGUUGAUCUGAAGGAGAUGUCUUCUCCACACAAAAGCCACAAUGUACAAAGUCAUUUUCUGAACGAAACGAACAAUUUGCUGACCAUUGAAAAGCACUCCGAAGGCCUACCGGAGGGCACAAUUUCAGCGUCCGAUUAUGUUUAGAUUUUUUUAGAUACAGUCUUGGGAAGAUAUUUUAAAGGCUUUAGGAUUAGUGUGUAAGAUGCCUGCGUUAUUUUGAAUCCUGAACUAGGAAAAAAAGCUAUUCGCAUAUGUUUGUUUUUCCGCUGCUUCCGGGUUGGCGUUUCAAUGCAUAAAGCUCUGGUCCCAAAAGCCUGUUGUCAUAUGUUUGAGCCCCGAUCUGAAAGCAUUCUUAGUAUGCAAAGGAUUGUAGUAUAAGGCUAUAAGCCAUGAAAUGAUUCUGCACAGAAUGGUCGAGUUCUAAAAAAGAAAUAUAAUUCCAAGGCUUUGCUUGAAAACAUACCUUCUGGAAGAGUUCAGAAGAGUCAUUCAAAGAGUACAACUGUUUGUGAAUAAUAUUAUGAAGCAGAACGCUGAAGCAUCUAUCAUAACAAUAAUCCAACCGUAGCAGUCAAACGAAUACAAAUUUAAACUACGAAAAAUGUUUGGACAAAAUCACAAAAUAUUCAUUCAUAAAAAGUUGUUCAUUAUUUAAAAAAAUAAAGCUUUUCAAAUUCAAUUUGAUUUCAAAAUAUCGCAAGCGCAUCGCACAUUUUCAGUUCAUAUAAAUAAGAUAAUUCAGAACUCUCUAAAGUAGCUUUUAUCUAUUGUGCAUAAUUUCCAGUAGUCGUGGGUAUUUAUUUCAUUGCAUUGCAUUCGGUAGCAAUCGAUGCUAAUUUAUUUAAAAACAAAAUGAUAUUGAAAUUGUGCAUUAAAACAUUUGUUCGAACACAGACAAAGUCUAGGAUAAACAACAUUCCGUCACAAAUUUUAAGCGACCCUCCUUCUACCCCUGACGUAGAAUUGUGUGAUCCUCUGUAGCCUUAGUAACACUUAGAUUAGUAGAGAAAUUGUAUUUAAAUGUGGAACAUUUUGAUAUUAUACACCAUUUUGAUGGGGGGGAAACCAACGAAUUCUCGGGCGAUCUUCAUUCAAUCAGUAAAGAUUUUAGACGUUUUUUACGCAUUUAUUCGCCGUAAUAAAUGAACCUUGUACAACCUAGUCGUAAGGCAUAACGAAAAACUUGGUAUUGGUAUUUUGUCACUGCUCCCAGCCCUGCCCAUCCGAUACUAUAUACUAGCAUUAAGAAACAGUCAAACAAUCUGUGCUUGAAAAAUAAUCCCAGUUUAGAACUGAACUACAAAAUCCAGCCAAUAUUAGACGCACGUCAGUAGGUGCCGUUUCGAGGUUUGAAAAACAUUGAGCGUAAAGCUUUUUAAAAGCAACAUUUUAAAAUUAAA
Messenger RNA from Malaya genurostris, 3988 nucleotides. RefSeq lists its product as uncharacterized. The record is from RefSeq and is a predicted model, not a curated record. NCBI's taxonomy places the organism in Eukaryota, Metazoa, Arthropoda, Insecta, Diptera, Culicidae. The transcript has 7 exons. The coding region runs from base 1578 to 2732 and encodes 384 amino acids.